UGUCAGCCCUACUUCCAGCUCUGUUCGCCGCCGCGGUUUCUCGGGUCCGCCAGCUUUUGUGCGGUCCCGGAGCCUCUGGCAGGGAGACAUGAUCUGGGCCAUGGGGCUCUCUCUUGUCUGGUCGUUUCCAGCCGGCGCUGCCUUUUUUGUGCUCCUGGGUACAGCCGCCGGAUCCCACAGUCUUUUUUACAACACUACGGUGCUGUCCUGGGAUGGCUUUGUUCAGGCCAGAUUUUUUGCUAUGGGAUACCUGGAUGGUCAGACCUUCCUGCACUUUGAUGACUCGAAGUGGAGGGCAGAGCCCCAGGGACAGUGGGCUGAAAGGCUGGGAGCAGAGACAUGGGAGACAGAGUCCAAGGACUUGAACGAGGCCUGGAAGGAGCUCAGGAAACUUCUAGCAGAAAUCCUGUCCCUGCAGGAGGAGAAAAGAGGCUUACAUUCCCUCCAGGAGACCGUGGGUUGUGAGAUCCGUGAAGACAGCCACCCCCGGGGCUUCCGGCUUCUCCACUUCGAUGGGGAGCUCCUCCUCUCCUGCUACCCGGAGGCCCACGGAUGUACCCUGCCCCAGUCCUCGGCUCGGACCUUGGUCAUGGAAAUGGAGAAGUCCUGGGACACAGACGGCUUUCUAAGCAAGCAUUACUGGGCCCACGUGCAGGGAGAACUUUGUGGCAGACUGCGGGGCUACCUGGAAUCCUGGACGGGCUUCAUGGAGAGGACAGUGCCGCCAGCCGUGAAUGUGACCCGCCGCCAGGACUCGGAGGGCAUGGUCCACCUUACAUGCAGGGCUUUUGGCUUCUUUCCCCGGAAUAUCUCAGUGGCCUGGUUUCGGGACGAGGAACCCAUGAGCCGGGACACCCAGGAGUCUGGGGGUGUCCUGCCUGAUGGGAACGGGACCUACUAUACCUGGGAAACCAUAAUAAUUCCCCAAGGAGAGGAGCAGCGGGUCAAGUGCCUUGUGGGACACAGCGGGAAUCACAGUACACACCUCGCACCCUUGGGAAAGACCCUGGUGCACCAGAGAUCACUGUGGAUCAUUGUGAUCACUGUUGUUGCUGCUCUUGCUGUUGUUGCUCUCAUCGGAUUUUGUGUGUGUGUCUAUAAGUGUAUUAACAGGAUGACAGCAUCGGCUACUGCGAGGCCAGAGCCUAUUAGCCUACAAGACCUGGAUCAAUUCCAGAUGGAGCCAACUGAUCAUAAUGGCCUCACACACCCAGAAUUUCAAUCCUUGUGUCAGACUCUGGAUCCAUCAGUUCAACUGGGGAAGCUUAGAACGUGCAGCCAGAAGGGCUGAAUUCAGCUCCCUGUCCUGGUCUUACUAAUGUUAGGGGAAGCACAGUGACUGAAACUGCCUACCCUGGCCAGGCACCAUCGUAACCAUUUGCAUGAGUUGUUUUACAACAGGAGGUCCUCGUAAGGAACACGGAACUAAUAAGCCACCCCCAAC
Cervus elaphus (red deer) is the source of this 1444-nucleotide messenger RNA. RefSeq names its product MHC class I polypeptide-related sequence A-like. The coding region runs from base 89 to 1291 and encodes 400 amino acids. The transcript is spliced from 6 exons. NCBI's taxonomy places the organism in Eukaryota, Metazoa, Chordata, Mammalia, Artiodactyla, Cervidae. Gene Ontology annotation, cellular component: external side of plasma membrane. Gene Ontology annotation, molecular function: signaling receptor binding; peptide antigen binding. Gene Ontology annotation, biological process: positive regulation of T cell mediated cytotoxicity; immune response; antigen processing and presentation of endogenous peptide antigen via MHC class I via ER pathway, TAP-independent. The record is from RefSeq and is a predicted model, not a curated record.